CUUAACAUUUCUAUUAACAGUCAGAAGACAGAAAUUUAUCAAUGCUUAAACUCUGCAGAAGCUUAACAGGACAACGGUCACAAAUGUAUAUGGGGAAAUUUUGGCAAGUGUUGUAAAAUGUUGCUGUCAUUUCUUUUUACAGCCAUUAGACAUAUACAUGUCAAAAGCGGGAUACAUGAAAACUGUUUCUGUUAGUGUUUUUUGUGUGCUUUAGCUUUAGUAAUCAGUAAUUUGAAACUAAUCAUAUCUUGAAACGUUUCGCAGACUCCUAACACUGCCCUCUGGCUGGCGCAUACAGUUCGGCAACAAUGUCAACUUUAUAUUCGAGACGGACGAUGUGCGUCACGCCUCCCCGGCAACCAUAUCACGCAUGGGCAUUGUCAACAUGAGCUACGACUAUUAUCCCCUGACGGAAGUACUCAAGCAUGAGCUGGAGAAGGAGCCAUAUGGCGAUCUACUGCAAAGCUACAUAGAUGAAAAUUUCAGAAUAGCUUACGACUGGCUUCAAAAUGAGCAAUUGUUGGGUCAAGUGCCUGGCAUAAGUCGGUCCAGUUUGCUGCGCUCCCUGCUGCUGCAGCUGCACAAUAGCCAGACGAUCGAGGAGUAUGGCGCAGCCACAUUACGCACAAUGCUCGGCUAUGUUCCCAGCGAGCGGCAGCGAGAGUUCGCACAGCUGGUGCUGCAGCGCGCGAAUCUCUAUGUGGCACAGCCGAGUCAUGCCGAGCUGAGCUACUACGACCCGCAGCGCAAAGCACUGGAGCAGCAUGUGGUGGGCGUCAUAGAGACGCCCGAGCAUGGCAGUGAGCUCAUUGUGACAGCUUAUGUUAAAUCAUAUCUGAGUAUUAUUAAUUCGCUGCUGGAGCUGCCGGCUGGACGUGCGACGCCUUUCAUAUUGGUCGGUCCCAGUGGAGCGGGCAAGACGCUGCUGCUGGAGCAGGCGCUGCUGGAGUGCUCGGGCUACCAGCUGGCCAGCAUCAAUUGCUCCACACAGCUGACCGCUGGCUACGUGCUGCACACGCUGCGCACGCACUGCGUCACGGUGAGCGGCGUGCGUGGGCGGGAAUAUAAGCCGAAGCAGUCGAGGCUGGUGCUGUUCAUGAAGAACCUGGACUUGUGCCAGCUGGAUGCCUGGGGCGCCUGCGAGAUAGUCGAGCUGCUGCUGCAACUGGUGCAGCGCGGCGGCUUCUAUGCGGAAAAUCUGGAAUGGAUCAGCGUCAGUGGGCUGCAAAUUUGUGCGUCCAUUAGUGGCAAUUUGUCAAAAAUUUCACCCCGCUACCUGGCCAUCAAUCAGUACGUGCGCGUGGCCCGGCCGAGUGCUGCCGAUAUGCUGGCCAUCGUGCAGUGCCGCCUCGAGCCGUUGCUGCAUACGCACUUCAAACCACCGCCUGGCAGUCCCAUCAAUUUGCAGCACGUCAGCGAGUGUCUAAUGGAGUGCUUUGAAAAGCUCCAGGCUGUUUUUACUGCGUCCACUGGUCCACAGCAACAGCAACAGCAGCAGCAGCAACAGCAGCAGCAGCAACAGCAGCAGCAGCAGCAACAGCAGCAGCAGCAGCAGUUGCAUUAUCAGUUUAGCCCCAAGUGCAUUAUGAAGCUCUUGGCGGCCCUCGUUUACUAUCCGUCCACAGACUUCAAUGAGGCUUUGCAUUGUGAGCUGUUGGGCUUGUUCAGAGAUCGUUUGGCCAGCGAGGAGCAUGUGCAGCAGUUUGAGUCUAUUCUGAAGCAAACUAUGCGCAAAUAUCUAGGCAAGGAGAAAAUCUACUACGUGCCCAAAUCGCCAAAGUCUAAGGGACAACUGCAAGGACUCGCUCACGAUGAGUGGCUGGAGGAGGUGCAAAGGCAAAUUACAAUAUGCAAUACCGAAAGCUAUAGCAUUUCGGCACCCAUCACGGAGGAGCUGCUGCAGCACACAGCCAAAGUAGCACGAAUCCUCUCCCGCAACGAUGCUCACUUGCUGAUCCUGGCUGAAGCAGGUGAUCGACACCUGGAUGCCAUCUAUGCAGCUGCCACGCUGCAACAGGCCAAGGUCUUGACCUUACAGGGCAACGCCAGCUAUGCUCUACCGGAUUUCUACAACGAUUUGAAGCUGGCAAUGCAGACGGCAGCGCUGGAGCAGCAGAUGAGCUAUCUGCUCAUCGAUCAUUGCUGGCUGAGCUAUGUGCCCGAUAUUUUAAAGCCUAGUGAGGCCCUCUUGGAGGGUAGUGAAAUACUGGAGCUGUUUGGCGACGAUCUGGAAACGGUGGCCAGCACGCUGAAGCAGGCGGCACAGUUGGAGGGCUAUCAGGAGUCGCUGGGUGCAUUCUUUAUGAAGCGUGCACGAGAGCAUUUGCACUUGGUGCUGGUGCUCGAGCCGAGCAGUCCACAGCUGGCGGAGUACUUCAGCAGCUGCCCAGCCUUGAUUCGUCAAAUGGAUAUGCUCUACGUGCGUGCGGAGUCACGUGAUACGCUGGCCAUGCUGCCCAAGCAGUACAUUGAGUUGCUCAACGAGGCGACGUCUGCGGCCGCGGGGCGUGGCAAGGUGCCCGUCUGCAGUCACUUCGGCGAUGUGGCCGAAGAGCUGCCGCCAGAGCAGCCGGCGCAUCGCUACUAUCAACUCAUCAGCAGCUACUUCUACAUGUACAGCAAUGCAGCUGCUGAGAUUGAUCGGCGCAUGGGCAAGCUGCAGCUGGGUGUGGAUAAGCUGGCUGCGGCGCAUGCUCUGGUCGGCACACUGAAGGCCAAUGCGACGGAGCAGGAGCAGGCGCUGGGCGAGAAGCGAAAGCUGGCCAAUGAUGCACUGCAAAUGAUCUCGGCGACGAUGCACAAUGCGAACGAGCAGAAGUCGAAUAUGCUGGAGCUGAAGCAGAAGACGCAGCAGAGCAGCGAGCAGCUGAAGCUGCGACAGCGCGAGAUUCAGCAGGAGUUGGCAGAGGUGGAGCCGAUCUUGGCGGAGGCCAGCAAUGCGGUGGGUCAAAUCAAAUCCGAGGCGUUGUCCGAAAUACGCUCGCUCCGCGCUCCACCCGAAGCCGUGCGGGACAUACUGGAAGGUGUGCUGCGGCUAAUGGGCAUACGCGACACCUCGUGGAACAGCAUGAAAACGUUUCUGGCCAAGCGCGGCGUCAAGGAGGACAUACGCUCCCUGGACCCGGCACACAUUAGCCCCGAGAACUGCCAGGCCGUGGAGCGCCUGCUGCAGGCAAAAGGUGACUCCUACGAGUCGAAGAAUGCGAAGCGUGCCUCUGCAGCUGCCGCACCACUCGCUGCCUGGGUCCAGGCUAGCGUGCGUUACUCACGCGUCAUUCAGAGCAUCAAGCCACUAGAGCGCGAGCAAAAUGAGCUGCAGCGCAAUCUGAAUGCCGCCGAGGAUGAGAUGCAGCAGCUGGCCAGCGGCCUGGACGAUGUGGACAAGCGCGUGCAGAAGCUGUCUGCGAAGUUGCAAACCUACACGCAGGAGGCGGCCGUGCUGGAGCUGAAGCUGCAAGAGGCGGGCGCCACGCUGCAGGCAGCGGAGCUGUUGGUGGGCAAGCUGAGCGCCGAGUAUGCCACCUGGAGCGAGCAGCUGGCCGAACUGAAGCGCGCUCACAAGACACUCGACAGCAAGACGUUGCUGCUGGCAUUGGCCAUCAAUUACUAUGCCGGCUGGGGAGUCGAGCAACGCGGCGCCCUAAUUAAACGUCUGAGCAAGGAAUUCCAGCUCUCCGGCUCUGAUGGCUUUGAGCUACGCCGAACUCUCGUCACAGAGCAGCAGCAAAUCAUUUGGGAAAGUCAAGGCUUAGCGCGCGACGCGCAGAUCAUUGAGAGCGCUGCGUUGCUGCGUGAGAUGCUGGCGCUACCCUUUGGCAGUUGCCCAGUGCCGCUGCUGCUGGAUCCCACCCAGACGGCGGGCCAAUGGCUCAGCGCGCAUCUGCGUGCAACGGGACGAGCGAGCGAGCUGACAAGCCAAGGCAACGAGCGACUAUGCUACCAACUGGAGCUAGCUGUGCGCUUUGGCAAAACGCUGCUGGUGCUGGACUGCGAGCAGCUGCGCCCGCCGCUGUUGGAGCUGCUGCAGCUGCACAUCUAUGUGCGCUUCAACAAGCGCCAAUUGGCAGUGGGCAAUAAGCUGGUGGAUCUCCAUGAGGACUUCCAAUUGGUGUUGAUCAGCAAGUCUCAUCGCCUGCAGCUGCUGCCGCCGGAGCAGCGAGGUCAAGUGAAUCUGCUGCGCUUCACGGUGACAGCCACUGGGCUGGCCGAUCAGCUAAUGUCCAAGGCGAUUGUGCUGAAGAAUCCGGCACUGGAGCAGCAGCGCAUCGAGCUACUGCAGCGAGAGGGCGAGCUACUGAAGCAGCGCAUGGCGCUCCAGGACAAGCUGCUCGAGCAGCUCUCCAAGGCCGAGGGCGACAUUCUGCGCAACGAGCCGCUCCUGGCCAGCCUGAACGAGGUGAAGCGCAGCAGCGCCGAAAUCGAUGCGGCGCUGGAGCAGAGCGGACAGGUCAAGCAAACGCUGCUCUCACAAUUUGGUGCACUGCGUGAGCUCUGCGAGCAGGCGGCCAACUUCUACGCUGGCCUGACGCAGGGCUACGAGCUGUCGGCCCUAGUCUACAUUGAGCUCUUCCUGGGCGCAUUGCGUGCUCAGGAUGCUCAGCAGCUGCAGCAGCAGCAGCUGUUCGAGCGCCUCGUCCGCAGCGUCUAUCUGCAUCUGGCGCGUGCAACACCUCGCGAAAGUCAAUUAACACUGGCCUUGUGGGUUUGCCGGCAAGCCUUCGGUUCCGCCAUCGGCGCCAAGGAGUGGGAGCUGUUUGUCAGCAACUUCAUGGGCAGCGCCGAUGGCAGCUGUCAACUAAGUGGCGGCCUGCCCGACUGCAUGAGCCGCGACUCACAAUUGAAGCUGGCGCUGCUGCUGCAACAGCUGCCGGACCUCAAGGCGCAACUGCAGCUGGACAAGGAUUACGUGUGGCGCGGCUUUAUCGAACAGCAAACGGACGAUAUACUGCCCAAUAUCAAGUCGCACUUUCAACGCGUCCUAGUGGCACAAAUCUUUCGACCCGAUUUACUGAUCACACAACUACGUUUGGCAAGUAGCCAAUUGUUGGGUUUGGCCCCAGAGGCGGCCACACAGCCAACCGUGCAGCAGCUGCUGGAGCAGAGCAGCUGCGAUCGUCCCAUAUUGAUGAUCAGUCAACCCGAACUAGAUCCAGCCACAGAGCUGCGUGGCGUGGCUCUGAAGAAGUGGGGACCACAGAAGUACGUGGAGCUGGCCAUAGGACGAGGCAGCGAGCAGCGCGCCUUGGCGGCCAUGCGGCAGGCAGCGGGCCAGGGUCAGUGGCUGUGCGUGAAGAAUGUGCAUCUGGUGCCCGAGUGGCUGGGCCAGAUGGAGUGUGAGCUGAGCGAGCUGCACAAGUCUCAGGAGUUUCGCCUAUGGCUGCUCUGCGAGUCCACCAAAGGCUUCAGCGAGGCGGCUGUUUACAAGUGUCUCAAGGUGCGAUACGAGCAGCCGCGCGGCCUCAAGCAGCAGGUGCAGCGAAUGCUGCAGAACUACGCCGGCCUCCAGCCUGAGUCGGCUAGCAAACAGCCUGCGAAGUGCUUGAAGAUGCGCCUGGUGCUCUUCCUGCUGCAGGCCGUGCUGCAGCAGCGCCGUCAGUAUAUACCCCAGGGCUGGUCGAAGUACUACGAGUUUGGCGAGGCAGACCUCAAGGCAGCUCUCGGCGUGCUGGGCUGGCUGGACGCGCAGCUGAACAGCGGACGUUGCGAUUGGACGCUGAUGCAGCGUCUCUGCGAGGCAGUGGCCUAUGGCGGGCGAAUGAACAACGAACGGGAUGUGGACAUACUAAGGAGCUAUCUAUCCCAAUUUUGCUGUGCGGAUGUCCUCAGCAAUCGCUGGCAGCCACUGGGCCUGCCUGGCUCCAUGCCCACCAGCGCCCAGCUGCAGGAUUACUAUGCGGCCGUUGAUCGAUUGCCCGAUGUGGAUGAGCCGCGCAUGUACGGACUCGCCAGUCAGGCGCAGCAGCAGCGCGAAAUGGAGCAGGCGCGUCUAGUCAUCAAGGAGCUACGCGCAUUGCAGUUUGGCGGAUCUGCGGCUGGCAGCGAAUUGGCCACGCCCAACUCCAGGCAACGACUGGAACAGCAAAUCAAACCUUUGCUCAGCUUGUGGAGGAAAUUGGCCCACGGCUGCACUAUAGCCCAGACGGCAAAGGAGGCAGCACUCACUAGUGGUACAGCCACGCCCAUGCCCACGCCCUGGACGCUGUUUGUGCUCGCCGAGCUGCAGCUGGGCGCUCAGCUUUACAGAGCCGUGCAUCAGCUGCUGUCGCAGCUGCACAAUUGGCUAAAGGAGACGACGGGCAGAGCGGAGCAGCCAGCGGAUGUGGAUGCCAGCACAAUGCUAGCGCUGGCCGAGCAGCAGGUGCCCCACAGCUGGCAGAAGCUGUGGCCCGGUCCGAGCAGUAGCAGCGCCGUUGACUACCUGCGCGGUCUGAUGGUGCGUGCGGAGGCAGCGGAGCAGCGCUUUAAAGAGUCGCUGCAGGUGGAAUUCGGCCAGGAGCUGAAUCUGAAGCAGGUCUUCAACUGCGAGAAUCUGUUGGCCUGCUUAAAGUUGCAGCAGGCGCGCAAAUGCAGUGUAUCCACGCAGCGACUCCAAUUGCAGUGUGCGACGACCAGCGAUAGGGCAGGAGGAGCUGGGGAUCUGCUUUUGCUUAAGCUGGCGCCGCUUAAGCUUGAUGGUAACACGCAGCUACUCAACAGCAGCGAGUCGAAUCCAUUUUACAUCACAUACAAAAUCACAAACAACGAAGCGAACGUCACUGAGGAUAAGUUCAAGAAAAUCGAUCGCUUUGCCAGCAACAGGCAGCACACCGACGAGCGCAUUACCCUGCCGCUGUACAGCAGAGCCAGCCGGGACAAGCUGAUCUGCCAUUUGCAACUGGAUGCCGUUGGCGCCACGGCGGAGCAAGUUCUUCUCGCCGGCACAGCCCUCAUCGUCGAAGACUAUUGAAGAUAGUCCCAGAGAAAAAAAUCAGAUUUAAUCUAUUUCAAAUCUCCCAUCUAUUGAAACUCAUCCCAGAAAACGGAAUCCAACAUAUAAAUAAAUAUGCAAGCUCCGCAAUACAAAUAGAGUGGAAAGACAACGGCCAUAAGCGUCAUUUUGAUUGUAAACAAAAUUUGAUAGCAAUAGCAAUUCCAAAAUUUUGAAU
Messenger RNA from Drosophila mojavensis, 7145 nucleotides. RefSeq names its product cytoplasmic dynein 2 heavy chain 1 (gene btv). Gene Ontology annotation, biological process: microtubule-based movement. Bases 371 to 6946 code for a protein of 2191 amino acids. Gene Ontology annotation, cellular component: dynein complex. Gene Ontology annotation, molecular function: minus-end-directed microtubule motor activity; dynein light intermediate chain binding; dynein intermediate chain binding. The record is from RefSeq and is a predicted model, not a curated record. NCBI's taxonomy places the organism in Eukaryota, Metazoa, Arthropoda, Insecta, Diptera, Drosophilidae. The transcript is spliced from 12 exons.